This is a messenger RNA of Paramecium octaurelia, 261 nucleotides long. Lineage: Eukaryota; Ciliophora; Oligohymenophorea; Peniculida; Parameciidae. The record is from the annotation of a GenBank genome assembly.
AUGCAAGAAGACCUAAAUUCAAGUCUUGAUUCACUAGAAUUGGAAUUGUAUCAUAAACCAAAUCACAAAAUAAAAUCAAUCCUGACCUAUCUAAGAUAGCAAAAGAUUCAAUUUUGUACAGACCCCAAAAAGAAGGAAGAAGACUUUUAUUCAAAAAAUGAUAAGGAGAGUGAUAAAAAGGAAUUCGGAUUGUUUAGAAACAAAUUUUUUAAAAGAAAUGCUCGACCCUUACCCAUAUUUUGUGAAAUCAAAUUAUCAUGA